Messenger RNA from Ochotona curzoniae (black-lipped pika), 1390 nucleotides. RefSeq names its product potassium two pore domain channel subfamily K member 3 (gene KCNK3). The coding region runs from base 107 to 1390 and encodes 427 amino acids. Gene Ontology annotation, molecular function: potassium ion leak channel activity; open rectifier potassium channel activity. NCBI's taxonomy places the organism in Eukaryota, Metazoa, Chordata, Mammalia, Lagomorpha, Ochotonidae. The transcript is spliced from 2 exons. Gene Ontology annotation, cellular component: membrane. Gene Ontology annotation, biological process: stabilization of membrane potential; potassium ion transmembrane transport. The record is from RefSeq and is a predicted model, not a curated record.
GAGAGCCGAGCGCAGCCAUGCCCCAGGCCGCCUGUGGGGCAGCAGCAGCGGCGGCCGGGGCGCGGGCCGGGGGCGCCGGGGGGCCGGCGGCGGCCCGGGCGCCACGAUGAAGCGGCAGAACGUGCGCACGCUGGCUCUCAUCGUGUGCACCUUUACCUACCUGCUGGUGGGCGCCGCGGUCUUCGACGCGCUCGAGUCCGAGCCCGAGAUGGUGGAGCGGCAGCGGCUGGAGCGGCGGCAGCAGGAGCUGCGGGCACGCUACAACCUCAGCCUGGGCGGCUAUGAGGAGCUCGAACGCGUCGUGCUGCGCCUCAAGCCGCACAAGGCCGGCGUGCAGUGGCGUUUCGCCGGCUCCUUCUACUUCGCCAUCACCGUCAUCACCACCAUCGGUUACGGCCACGCAGCGCCCAGUACGGAUGGCGGCAAAGUAUUCUGCAUGUUCUACGCGCUACUGGGCAUCCCACUCACACUGGUCAUGUUCCAGAGCCUGGGCGAGCGCAUCAACACGUUCGUGCGCCACCUGCUGCACCGCGCCAAGAAGGGGCUGGGCAUGCGGCGCGCUGACGUGUCCAUGGCCAACAUGGUGCUCAUCGGCUUCUUCUCCUGCAUGAGCACGCUGUGCAUUGGCGCCGCCGCCUUCUCCUACUACGAGCGCUGGACCUUCUUCCAGGCCUACUACUACUGCUUCAUCACGCUCACUACCAUCGGCUUCGGCGACUACGUGGCGCUGCAGAAGGACCAGGCGCUGCAGACACAGCCGCAGUACGUGGCCUUCAGCUUCGUCUACAUCCUCACGGGCCUUACGGUCAUCGGCGCCUUCCUCAACCUCGUGGUGCUGCGCUUCAUGACCAUGAACGCCGAGGACGAGAAGCGCGACGCCGAGCACCGCGCGCUGCUCACGCGCAACGGGCAGGUGGGCGGGCUGGGCGGCUGCCUGGGUGGCGUGGGCUUGGGCUUGGGUGGCGGCGCGGGGGGCGGCGGCUGCGGAAGCAGCAGCGGCGGCGGUGGCAGCGUGCACACCAUGGACACCGCCUCCUCCCCGGUGGCGGCGGCAGCGGCAGCCGCGGGCGGUGGCGGUGGAGGCGGCGGCUUCCGCAAUGUGUACGCCGAGGUGCUGCACUUUCAGUCCAUGUGCUCGUGCCUGUGGUACAAGAGUCGCGAGAAGCUGCAGUACUCCAUCCCCAUGAUCAUCCCGCGGGACCUCUCCACGUCCGACACGUGCGUGGAGCAGAGCCACUCAUCACCAGGGAUGGGCGGGCGCUACAGCGACACGCCCUCGCACCGCUGCCUGUGCAGCGGCACGCAGCGCUCCGCCAUCAGCUCCGUGUCCACCGGCCUGCACAGCCUGUCCACCUUCCGCAGCCUCAUGAAGCGCAGGAGCUCGGUGUGA